UUCGUUAAGAUAGCGACCGACCUGUAGGCACUUGUCCUGUUUAUGGUUUCUCUAAGGCUGGGUGGAGAUUGUUCCUGUUCAGAUUGGCAGAAGAAUUAGACUCAGUAAUGUACCUGUCCCUUACUUAUAUCUGACUGUAACAGCAAUAGAGAUCAAGUCAUACAUUGGCCCAGGCGUGAGUUACCAGUGUGGAUCCACCGACGGCAAAGCAGCCACUAACAUCUACACUAACAUGAAGGUCUUUAUAGGUUUUGAAGGUCUCUGUGAAUCUUUCGACAUUCUUCCUGGACAAACUGUAAAGGAUGUCAAACAGAUGAUCAAGGACUUUUUUCACAUCCAGCUGUCAGAUGACAAACAAGGGAGACGAUAUCUGGAGCUGACAUACGCGGGAGGAGUGCUGAGAGAUGAGUGGGUUCUCGCAGAUGCUGGCAUUACUCUUUGUUCUACCAUUAAAUGUACUGUUAAGGAAGAAGAAAAGCCGGCUCUCUAUGUACAUAAUGCAGUGACACAAGAAAAGGUCCCGAUAAUGGGAAAUGUUCAUCUUCUCGCUGAAACAGUUUCACAGCUAAAAUCCCUAGUGUCUGUGAAAUGUGGAUUCCCAGUCGGUGUUUUUUGCUUGAAGACAUUAGAAGGCAAAGAAAUGUAUGACUGUAACACCCUGAGCGAUUACAAGCUGGAAAUAGGCUCAGCAUUGAGACUGGAUGUAUGGGAUGGCUGGAAGGAACUUUUGGCAUCCUGUGUCUUGGGCCACAAGCAAAAUGUUCAACGGUACUUGUCGAAGAAUGAAACCAUCCUCAGAUAUCAGCAGAGAGUAGCCCUUUACAUAGCUGCACAUUUUGGCCAUCUGAAAAUGGCAGACUGGCUUCAGAAGAAGGGUGUAAGAGCAGAUGAAGCCAUUGGUGUCCAUCCAUAUAGAGAAUGGUGUUGUGAAACUGAUCACCCAGAUAUAAGCAAAUGUGCCAUUCAUGCAGCUGCUGAAGCAGGCCAAAUCAUUUUGAUCAAAGCCUUUGUUGCACAUAAUGUUUUGUGUUUAGAUUGUCAGACUCCUUUUGGUCAGACACCUCUCAGGACAUGUAUCCACCAGGGCCACAAAGACUGUGUAUUAUAUUUAAUCAUGAAGAUGUGGUCAGUUGUCGCUUUCCCAAAUAUUUCUCUCCCUAUGAAUAUCUAUGUCAAGAUCAAAAAGUGGCUUUUUGUGACUCAGAAAAAAUUAUGCAAAGUGAAGAGGUGGGAUCCACAAUUUAAAACACGUGUUGGGGACCCAUUUGUUGUGGAUGGUUUCACAGAACCCAAGAUGACUAGUAAAAGUCUGCAUAAUCUUUAUCAAGACAAAUGGAAAACAAUUAGGAUUUAUAACAAUUGUCGGACUCAGAGCAGCCAAAACUUUGCUAAUGCUGUCUUAAAACUCCACCCUAUGACACCAACACCAUGCAGGUUUCCUCCUAUCACAAAAACAGCAGAAAAUUCAGCUCAGAGAAGACUUGGAGUAGAACCGGAAUCUUUGGAUAUUAUUCAUAACAUUUGGAAGGCUCAAAUUUCUCUUCCACCCAUCAGCAGCAUUAGCAGUAACCGCCCACGCAAUUUAACAAUGCCACAUGCUACCCUUCUUCUGAAUUCUUCCCUAGAGUCUUUCUCAAAGCACCAUGGUCGGACACCAAGGCAAAAUGCAAUAUAUUUCUUAAGUCUAGCCAGUGAAUUUAAAGAAAAACCUUGGCUCCAGCAGCUAGACAUGGCUCGGAUGUUGGCCAAGAAAAUGGUCUACCAGCACUAAGGACAGCAAGAUUACGCUCUACAGACAGCUACCCCGGGACAGUUAACAUCACACAUACAGUCCUGAUCAAAAGUUUAAUCAUAUUUUACAUUGUUGGAUCUUACCAAGGUUCCAAGU
This is a messenger RNA of Rana temporaria (common frog), 1888 nucleotides long. RefSeq names its product ankyrin repeat and ubiquitin domain containing 1 (gene ANKUB1). The transcript has 6 exons. The coding region runs from base 233 to 1771 and encodes 512 amino acids. Gene Ontology annotation, molecular function: protein binding. Lineage: Eukaryota; Metazoa; Chordata; Amphibia; Anura; Ranidae. The record is from RefSeq and is a predicted model, not a curated record.